Messenger RNA from Megalopta genalis, 3044 nucleotides. RefSeq names its product fatty-acid amide hydrolase 2-B. Gene Ontology annotation, cellular component: endomembrane system. The record is from RefSeq and is a predicted model, not a curated record. Lineage: Eukaryota; Metazoa; Arthropoda; Insecta; Hymenoptera; Halictidae.
UGCGUUCCGCGUGUGUGCGAUACCGCGCCGGGCCGGGUCAGGCCUGAAAUUACGAAAUAAAUUGCGGGCCACUCACCUGUAGACCCGAUCUCAAGGGUAACGUGAUAGCCGGGAUCGUCGAGUAGCAGUUGCAUAGUAGUCAACGGACGUGUUGUCAGUGAGUUCUGCGAGCCGGCGAUCGAAGGUAGUCGGCCACAAAUCAGACCGCCGUGAUCCUGACCAGUUGUCGCUGCACAGUCACCCUGGACAUCUUCGGUGGAUCUUCAUAAGGGAAUGUUGUGCAAUUCCCGAAAUUGGGAGUGAUCGAGUCUUGCUUCGGGAACAGGAAAGACGAAAUCGAAAGACACGAUGAUAUUCACGAUCUUCAUGUUACUGUUUCUGCACUUCUUAAGCUUCGUUUGCAAACCUUUCUCUGCGCUAAUCCGCAUCGUCAAGCCACCUCGAUUACCACCGAUCACCAAUUCAUUAUUAAAAGAAAGUGCGAGUUCGUUGGCUGAGAAGAUCAGAAAUAGGAAGCUGUCCAGCGAAACGCUAGUGCGGGCAUGCAUCGACCGGAUCAAAGAGGUGAAUCCUUUUCUGAACGCAGUAAUCGAGGACCGAUUCGACGAGGCAUUGACGGAUGCGAAGAAGUGCGACGCUAUACUGAAGAGCGGAAAAAUGACCGCUGCUACGCUGGAGAAGGAGAUGCCGCUUUUCGGUAUACCUAUCACCGUCAAAGAGAGCUUGAGCCUAAACGGAAUGAGCUACACAGGAGGCAAUUUUGAUCAUAAAGGUCGAAAAGCUUCUAGGAACAGUCCAGCAAUAGAGAUGUUGUUAAACGCCGGAGCGAUUCCAUUGUGCGUGACAAAUACGUCGGAGCUUUGCUGUUCUAUUCACACCUCGAAUGUUCUGACCGGAGCGACGAAUAAUCCGUAUGACACCAGGAUUUCGCCUGGAGGAUCCUCAGGCGGAGAGGCAGCAUUGCUUGGUGCUGGAGCGUCUGUGCUUGGCAUCGGCUCGGAUUUAAUCGGUUCCAUAAGGAUACCGAGUCUUUUCAGUGGCGUUUUUGGUCACAAACCUACCACGGGUAUCAUAUCAAGCGAAGGACACUUUCCCUUUAAUCCUGACCCCACGUUCGUAAAGUUAAUAGUCUUUGGGCCAAUAGCAAGACACGCUAAGGACCUGCGACUUGUUAUGAAGAUUUUCACGUCGAACUUCAACGAGUUGUCGCGUUUCGACGAGCCCAUUGACCUGAAGACGGUCCGAGUAUUGUACAUAGAGAAGAUGGACACUAUUUUUGAUAUAUACAACACUACGUCGGACAUAAAGGAAAAGAUUAAGGAUGCCGCACGACACUUGAGAGGGAUCGGCGCGCACGUGGAACAACUGUCGCAAGAGUACGUGAAGUAUUCACACUUGUACAUGCUAGCUACAAUCUGCGAUAUACAAGUGCCUGAUGAGAUGAAUAUUCCUAAUGGUGACAAGAUAGCCCUGAUGUUGAUCGAGUUCUGUAAGGCGUUGCUGGGAUUAUCGAAGUAUUCGGCACAAUUGGUGUUAUCAACGAUAUUUACGGAGCAAAAUGCCUUCUUGUCGCCGAAGGAGAAACAGCAAUUGAACGGCGAAAAAGAGAUCCUUCGUGAAAAGCUGAACAUUCUGUUGGACGAAAGAACCGUAAUUUUACUGCCGACGUUCACGCAACCAGCGAGCUACGCUGAAGACGUUGUCCUGAAAACUGAUUGUACAACAUACGCCGCGUUAGCCAAUAUCAUGCAGUUUCCAGCGACACACGUGCCGAUGGGUUUAAACAAAGACGGUUUACCUGUCGGAUUCCAGGUGAUGGCUGGCUGCAAGAACGAUCAUCUUUGUCUGGCGAUCGCUGAAGAAUUAGAGAGAGCGUUUGGAGGCUGGGUGCCACCCCCGUAUUGAAUUAACGUUUCAACGCUUUUUACAGUCUUUAAUGUAGUUUAUAAAUGGACUGACUUCCAUUUUUUCUAACAACUGUUUUAUAACAACUGAAGGAUUUAUUAUUAGAUUAGAAUAUAAUAUAUACAGCGAUUUAAUUCGAAAAUGCAUGGUGUAAAUUAUAAAAUAUAUUUAGUAAUUGUAAAUGCUGUACUGUUGUAAUUACCGUACAGCUUAAAUUUGGCUUUAAAAGCGGCUUUGAUUGCUCGAAUUUCGCUGAAAUGAAAGUAUUCACAAAUACUGUUGAGAAGACACACUCUGCGUUCGGUCCUAUAGGAGAAUUUGAGACGAAAUUUGAGACAUUAUCCCAAAAGUUGCAGGCAAACCUUGUAAAAAAAAUUCCUAGCUCUUUUUCGUGGAACAUAUAAUGAUCCAACGAUUGGUAAAAGAAAUGCGGUUCGAUAUAGCAGAGGCGGACGAGCGAAGAUAUACCGUACAAUGAGAAGCGUUUCGAUCACGAGCAUAAGUCCGUGCCGGGAAUAGCAGGCUUGCUAAUAGCGCAACGAUUUAUGAAGAUUUCAGCGCGCUGACUGGCGAGACCGAGCGUGGAGCGACCCUCAAAGUUGAUUAAUGAACGAGCCCCCCGAUCGGUUCGAUUAAACCAGUGUAAACGAAAGGCCGACUGAUAAAUAUCUGCCGAUAUAAACGUCGGCAUUACGUCGUGACUUCUCGCAUAAAUCAAAACGCCGCGUCGGCGACGGGGACGCGCGUUAACUCGGCGAACACGCGUAUUGUUGCGCCGAUAUUUUAAAUAAUGAACCCGCGAUAAUCGAAAAUACAGUGAGAAUUCAUUUUCUCUGAUGGGAGAAGGGCGACCAGAUAAUGACGCGUCAGAGUUCAUAGAUCAUCGGACAUGUCCCAUCGAACUGACAGAAUUAUUUUAUUAACUGUUAAUGGAAUGUAGAUGUUUAUGUGAUCCGGGCACGUGCAAAUUUAUGAAAUCCGAGAAUGCUAUCUCUGCUAUGUAAUGAUUCCGAUCGUUCUGCCCGUUUCAAAGAAACAUAAUCUUGAUCUAUAUAAAGGAGGAUAUCAUGUUAACUUGGAUAAUGGAGAAAUUACACAAUAAAGUUAAUAAUAAUAAUAAAGAUAAUUAUUAUAAGUUA